This is a messenger RNA of Arachis ipaensis, 1176 nucleotides long. NCBI's taxonomy places the organism in Eukaryota, Viridiplantae, Streptophyta, Magnoliopsida, Fabales, Fabaceae. The record is from RefSeq and is a predicted model, not a curated record.
AUGACUGUGAAGAUGCCAAUGUCUCGUGUCCAAAUUAAAACGCUCUCCGUUUACUGUGAGAGUGAGGAGGUUCAAGGUGUAAGAGUACUGCACCGUAUUUUUUGGAGCUUCUAUCCAUGUAUUGUUACAUUCAGACACUGCAAGCCACUGGUGCAGGUUGAUGGCACGCACCUAUACGAUAAAUAUAAAGGUGAAUUUCUUGUUGCAGUUGCACAAGAUGGGAACCUAAACAUUGUGCCCAUUGUAUUUGCGAUAGUCGAGGGUGAGAUGGCAGAUGCGUGGGAGUUUUUCCUGACUAAUUUGCGGAGAUAUGUUAUUACCAUUGAUGGCGUGGGCAUUAUUUCUGACCGUCAUACCUCUAUCAACGCUGUAGUAGCUCGCAGCUAUUCUAGGACGGAACAGGAGUACAACAAAAACUACCAGAGGGUUAAAGAGCGGGGUGAGGCAUAUACUCAAUGGUGCGAUGACAUCGGUGUUGAGAGAUGGGUGUUGGCAUUCGACGGAGGUUAUCGUUGGGGACAUAUGACGACAAACUUGGUAAAGUGCAUAAAUUCUGUCAUGAAGGGUUCAUGCAACCUUCCUGUGACUGCCAUUAUUAGGUCUACUUUCUAUCGACUGAUGAAUUGUUUGAAGGGUUCAUGCAACCUUCCUGUGACUGCCAUUAUUAGGUCUACUUUCUAUCGGCUGAAUGAAUUGUUUAGAGCGCAGAGCGCCGAGGCUCAUGAGCGUGUCCGCAACGGAUUCACGUAUUCAGAAUUUUCAACGAAGAGAGUUGAAGAAAGCUCUCGAUGUGCAGGAAACAUUGUGGUCAACCGGUUCGACAAGCGGAAUGAGAUGUUUGAGGUUUGCGAAAUGCAAGAUGGUUCUGUUUACACUGUUAACCUUGUGCGACGACACUGCGACUAUGGCCGUUUCCAGGUCGAGCGACUCCCAUGUCGCCACGUUCUUGCAUGUUGCGUUAACCAGCGUCUUGAUUGGCAAGUAUAUGUGCACGACAUGUACAAGAUGUCUGAAAUUUGCAAGGUGUACAGAUGCAAGUUUGUUCCGAUGGGUGACCCAUCUACGUGGGAUAAAUAUGAAGGAGUGAAGGUAAUCGCCAACUGGACAUUGAGGCGCAUGACAAAAGAAAGACCAAAGUCAACCCGCGACAUUGAGUGGUUAAGCUUUUCAAUGUAA